Molecule: messenger RNA, 520 nt
Organism: Tauraco erythrolophus (red-crested turaco)
Lineage: Eukaryota; Metazoa; Chordata; Aves; Musophagiformes; Musophagidae
Source: RefSeq, a predicted model, not a curated record
AGCCAUCUGCCCAGACUUUUUUGCAGCAAAAGAAGCUUGGAAGCCUUCUGAUGACUGGUCCAAGUUUGAUGUUUGGCUGAAAACUCGAGAUGCCAGGAAAAUAAACAAAGAAGCUGAUGCUGUCCUCAAGUGUCUUAAGGAACAGUGUGGUGCAAAGAAAUUAAGGGUCUUUGAUUUUUGCUGGAGUGGUAUUGCUGUACAUCACCUGAUGAUGAUAUACUUGGACUUAAAGGCUGGUGUAUCUCUUUAUGGUCUAAUCAAGAAUUCUGAUGAUAUAUCCAAUCUCCUGAACACUACAUUUUUCAUUUUUGCUGAAAAAGAUGACUUCAUUCCCCUUCAUCAAGUCACUCUGCUGGAGCAGAAGCUAAAGAAAGAUUGUAAAGUCGAUUAUGAAGUUAAAAUUUGUCUUGGACAAACUCAUGUUGUACAUAGCAGAAGAUAAGAUAUCAAUCCUCAAGAUAAGCCUUAUAGAGGAAGAAAGGAUAUGAUCAACUGGCUGAAUAAAUACAUUUCUACAUAA